Messenger RNA from Boleophthalmus pectinirostris (great blue-spotted mudskipper), 3521 nucleotides. Its product is annotated as type I phosphatidylinositol 4,5-bisphosphate 4-phosphatase-A-like. Gene Ontology annotation, cellular component: phagocytic vesicle membrane; late endosome membrane; plasma membrane. The record is from RefSeq and is a predicted model, not a curated record. Lineage: Eukaryota; Metazoa; Chordata; Actinopteri; Gobiiformes; Gobiidae. Gene Ontology annotation, molecular function: phosphatidylinositol-4,5-bisphosphate 4-phosphatase activity. The transcript is spliced from 8 exons. Gene Ontology annotation, biological process: phosphatidylinositol dephosphorylation. The coding region runs from base 220 to 984 and encodes 254 amino acids.
UCUUUGCAGAGUCAUGUGCUUCUGCUCCGGUACUGAGCCGAGGCCGCGGGUUUGGCCCCUGCUUUGACCGCUUUCCCCUCACCCCUGCGCGGCUUAAACACCUCCUAAAACCCCGGCACUUUCUCCCUCUGAUCCUCCUUGGUUGUUUUGGGCGGACGGAUAGCCUCGGCUGUUCGGUUCAUCUUUGGUUCUGUACGGUUCUGACCCGGACUCAGCACCAUGGCGGACGGGGAGCGCUCGCCACUGCUGUCCGAUCAAGACGAGGGUCCUGGCCGCGGUCUGCCGUCUAAUUUCCAUGCUGUGCCUCCGUACCCUGUGGCCCCAGGUGAGCCCCCUCCUCCGUACUCGCCCCAGGGCAGCCCCGACAGCGGCAGUGCCCCUGUCAUCAGCUGCCGUGUGUGCCAGAGCGCCAUCUCUGUGGAGGGCAAAGGCCACCUGCACGUGGUCAAGUGCAACUUCUGCAAUGAGGCAACGCCCAUAAAAAACCCUCCUGUGGGGAAGAAAUAUGUGCGCUGUCCAUGUAACUGUCUGCUCAUCUGUAAAGUCACAUCGCAGAGAAUCGCCUGCCCAAGACCGUACUGUAAACGUAUCAUUAACCUGGGCCCAGUGCACAUCGGCAGAGACAGCCCCGAGCCGCAGCACCAUCAGCCCGUCGGGAUCAGAGUCAUCUGUGGGCACUGCGCCAACACCUUCCUGUGGACGGAGUUUUCAGACCGAACUUUGGCCCGGUGUCCCCACUGCAGAAAAGUCUCCUCCAUUGGUCGGCGGUACCCUCGGAGGAGGAGUUUGUUGUGCUUCUUGUUGUUUAUCGUCAUCGCUAUUUCCACUGCUGGACUCAUGGCGGGAACGUGGAAUCCUGCUAAAUCUUCUCGUGGUAUCUACGUGUCGUGGGCUCUGCUUCUGUGUCUGGCUCUGCUCACUCUGGGUCGCACUCUUUACUGGAGGUGCCUCAAAAUCAGUGACCCCAUUUCCAACAUCACGUAGACUGGGCCGUCACCACAGAGCGCACAAAAACAAGUCUACAGCACUGAAAAGGAACUAACACAUUUAGGCCUGUCACAAUAACAACUCUGAUUUAUUACUUAAGAAAAUAUAGACGAUAAUGGAUAAUACUGAAACAAAAUUAUGCCAGAGAUACAAAAACCCUAAAGCAGAAUUACGCCUAAAAAACUUUUCUAAAUGUAUCAUCAUAAAAAACAUAAGCUAUAAUAAAUAAAUGACAGGUUCAAGUACUUAAAGUACAUUUGACAGAUUAAUAUAUUUUUCUAAUUAUUACUUUUUGGAUUGAUGGGAUAAAUGGCAGUUUGGGAAGAAAUGUAGAAAAAAAAUGUCAUUCUAUCUAAAAUCUGUACAAAUAAGGCACAGUUUAAACACUGAUUUAACAAAAUAAAGGUGUUGUCAUCUAUUUUUAUUAAUUAAGUCAUAACUAUUGUGUAAUUCAUGCAGGUUUGUUUAAAUUAUCAUUGCUGCUAGGAAACAAAUCUCUACAUAUUGCGGGAAGUAAAUUGUAAACUUCAUAAAAAUGACAAAACUAGAAAAAAACAAGGCAAGAUUUGUAGUAAAAUCCUACAUAUAAUGGUGUUUAUUAUUAUGUUUGUUUUGGAGAAAUGAGCAGUCUAACCUGUCAAAUGCACUUAGUAGUUUGUAUCUGUAAUGAAUCAUAGAAGUUAUUUAUUCAACCCUUUACAGCUAAUAAAUAAUGGCCCCAAAAAUACUUGUUCCAUCUGUCACAUAUAGAACAAUAAGUCGAUACUGUCGUUAUCGGGACAGGCCUAAAUACACAAUCUUUAGUUCAGUAAUUUUUAUUCAUUUGGUUGACUUGUCUUUGCUGGAGCACUACAGAAGCUGCUAUUCUCAAUCAGAGCUGCAGUUUCCUUUCCACAAAUGAUUUUUAAUUUUCUUAAGGCAUUCUUAAAACAUUUUUUGUAAACAAGGGACUUCCAAAUAACAUUAAAGGUGCAUCGUGUAACUUCUAACUUAUUGCUUUGCCUGUAUUGUUCGAUAAUAUGGCAUUAAACUUAAACUUAAUCAUUCCAAACCAAUUUAAACUAAUCGAAUUACAGAUGUUUUAUUGCUUUAAUUGAAAAACAUGCAUUCUUACUGUGAGUAGACUCGCCUCUCCACAGAUCUGACCAGUAACUUGGUCUGGUGGCUUGCAGGUUGUGCUUCCUCUACCAGAAAAGUUAUACAGUGCACCUUUAAAGUAACAGAUGAGUCUUAAUGCUGCUAACAAAAUGUAUGGUAUAAAUAAAUCAUUAAAACAUUUUGAUACUAGAAGCAAAUUUUCGACUUUCCAUUUGGCACUUACAAAAAAGUGAACUGCAACUUCAAAAUAUCUAAUUUCUGUGUCUCUGAUAUAGAAGCAUUUGUAUGUGACAUGAGCAUAUAUUUGAAAAUUGUCCCUUGAAGCUUCCUGUAGGGCAUUACCAAGCUGAGGAUGAGCACUGAUCGAAGAAUUUAAAAACAUAUUGCACUUAUUUUACAAAGGGACUUAUUUAAUGUAAGGAAUUGUGUGUUUUGAAUGACCAAGUUUCACACUGUACUGAUCACGAGCUAUUGUUAAAGGCGCACUAUGUAACUUUUCAGCAUCGCACACUUGUCUCCUUGGAGAGAUUAUUGUUUUGCCUGGAAUGUUACACAGUAUGGCAUUAAACUUGUGGAAAUGUGUAAUGUCAAGCAGUAACAUCUCUAUGAAGACAGGUGGUGGAUUCUUCAACACAAAUGUUACAUAGUGCGGCUUUAAAUCAGGUUAAAACAAUUUGUUGCAUCAAAGUAGUUUAGCUGUAGUAUAUUUAUGUAUUUUUGUUGGAAUCAUUUUGCAAUUCUACAAUUUUGGUGUAAAUUAGAAUCCGCAAAGCAAUGCUCGCAAUUGUACUUAUGCAACCCGUUUUAUCAAAGGCGGGUAGAGUAGCCUAAAACUAUAUUUGAGUAAGAGUACUGUUUCUUCAAAACAGUAUUACUCAAGUAGAAGUACAAGUAGAGGUCCAAGAAAUGACUCAAGUAAGAGUAAAGAGGUUUUUCUGGAAACCAUCAGAGUAAUUAUUUGUCUGAACAUAACACCUGAUUUAUAACUGAAGAUUAAAAUGAUAGACACAAAAAUGAGGAAAAGUGAAAUCCUAUCUGACAUAGCGCUGCAAGAGACACAAAUGUUCAAAUCAUUUAAAAUUGUCAACAUAAAGCUUUUGUCACUUGAGGGCUUACAGUGGGAAGAGUAAAAACUUUUGCUCAAGCAAAAGUACUCGAGUAAACUUAACUACUACCCAUCUCUGCAUUCUUACAUUUUUUUCCAUCUGAACAUAUGAAUUUCUUGAAUUGUAAAUAAACUCAGCGGAUCAUGUGAAUAUUUUUGGAUUGUAAAGAAUUGUAGAGCAGAGCUGUUAUCUCCCUCUUGUGGCCAGUCCAUGUAACAGCAGUGAAACGUGUUAAACUAUAAUGUUCUGAUUUGUUUAGUUUACUGUGGCCGUCGUAAUGGUUUGUACAUAUACUGUGGAAAAAUAAUACAAAAAAAUCACCACCUCAAC